Molecule: messenger RNA, 285 nt
Organism: Trichoderma reesei QM6a
Lineage: Eukaryota; Fungi; Ascomycota; Sordariomycetes; Hypocreales; Hypocreaceae
Exons: 3
Coding region: 1-285 (94 amino acids)
Source: RefSeq, a predicted model, not a curated record
AUGGCACGGAGUCUGUCAGCGGUGCUUGCUUGCUUGCUUGCUUGCUUGCUGGGUGGCUUGGCACAAUGCGUUGCACACAGUAAAGGUGAGACUGGACAUCCAUUCCAAGACAUGCAUGCAUGCCACACUGUCCCGUUACUGUAUGACAGCCAAGCAGUUGAAGCCCGACAAGCCAACUCAACUGUUUCCCCCGCCUUGUUGAUUUUAGGUCAUGUUGCGCCGCUCCAGGGCCCGCUUCACAUACAUGCCCUCAUCCUGGCAUUUCUCAACAAGCUGCGCCUUUGA